Molecule: messenger RNA, 866 nt
Organism: Syzygium oleosum
Lineage: Eukaryota; Viridiplantae; Streptophyta; Magnoliopsida; Myrtales; Myrtaceae
Product: dirigent protein 11-like
Exons: 1
Coding region: 288-830 (180 amino acids)
Source: RefSeq, a predicted model, not a curated record
UAAAAGCUCAACUCACAUGGCUUUCUUCUUUGUCUGACCAAUCAGUAGCAAUACUAGAACGAGACAAUUAACCCUUAAAUUACUAUUAUCUCGUUAUAAUCAAUCACGCUUCUCUUCAUCCUAUUGUCCUUUUCCUCCAAGAACAAUCCCAUCUUCUAUACAGAAUCUCUCCCCAUGAGUCACCAUCCAGUUUUCUUGAGAAAAACACUUUAAAAAAACUCCUAGUCCUCGUUUUCGCAGUACUGCACAAUACAUCUUUAACUCAAGACUGACAGAGAGAAACAACCAUGGCCACUCCUCUCAAUCUCACCUCCAACUUCUUCUUCUUCAUCUUCACAGUCACGCUCCUCUACGUGGCCUACACGAUCCCUAGACACGAGCCGAAAGAGACCAACCUGGUCUUCUACGUGCACGACUACCUGACCGGCCACGACGCGUCCGCCGCGACCGUGGCGGGGAAAACCGGGCCGGAGUCGAGCAUCCUGCACUUCGGGACGAUUCUGGUGGUCGACGACCCGGUGACCGAGGGGCCGACCAUCGAGUCGAGGGAGAUCGGGAGGGCGCAGGGGAUGUACGUAAACUCGCAGCUGGACGGGAAGGGGCUGCACCUGGUGUUCUCGGUGAUCUUCACCGACGGCGAGCACGAGGGGAGCACCCUGGAGAUCCAAGGGGCCGAUCUGUUCGCGAUGAAGGAGAGGGAGUUCGGGGUCGUCUCGGGGACCGGCCAGUUCAGGUUCGUGAAGGGGUAUGGGGUCAUGGUCACAGAGUCCAUGGACAUGGCCAACUUGAGAGCUGUGCUCAAGCUGAAUGUAACAGUCAAGCAUUACUGAAUAUGGAGACAAGUGAAGAGAUUGUUAAUUUGCCUU